Messenger RNA from Pipistrellus nathusii (Nathusius's pipistrelle), 1317 nucleotides. Lineage: Eukaryota; Metazoa; Chordata; Mammalia; Chiroptera; Vespertilionidae. The record is from the annotation of a GenBank genome assembly.
AUGCAGUCUGAGGACAGGUCACAAUUUGGGUUCGCAGCAAAAAUGCUUUCAGAACAGACGGCAGCCCUAGGGACAGGAUGGGAGUCUAUGAAUGUCCAGCUGGAUGGAGCACAGCCCCAGAUGGAGAGGAGAAGCCACGAGGAGGGGCCAUGGAGAAUGGCACCAGGGCCACUGGAACACCUGUGCUGUGACCUUGAAGAAGAGCCACAGUCCCUUCAGGAAAAGGCUCAGUCGGCUCCCUGGGUUCCUGCCGUUCCCCAGGAGGGGAGCACCGGAGACUGGGAGAUGGCAGCGGCACUGCUUGCAGCCGGAUCACAGGGCCUGGUCACCAUCAAGGAUGUGUCACUGUGCUUCUCUCAGGAGGAGUGGCGGAGCCUGGACCCUUCUCAGACAGACUUUUAUGGAGAAUAUGUCAUGCAAGAAAACUGUGGGAUAGUGGUCUCUCUAAGAUUUCCAAUUCCUAAGCUGGACAUGCUUUCUCAACUAGAAGGAGGGGAAGAACAAUGGGUCCCUGACCCACAGGACCUAGAGGACAGGGACAUCCUGAGGGUAACAUAUACAGGAGAUGGAAGUGAGCACGAGGGGGACACCCCUGAACUAGAAGCAGAACCGCCCAGGAUGUUCUCCAGUGUAUCUGAAGAGACUGCUCUCUGGAACCCGGAGCAGGAGGAGCGCUGGGAGUCCAUGCCCAGAAGCUCCAGAGGAAUGCUCCUGGGCCCACCGUUUCUUCAGGAAGAUAGCUUCUCAAAUCUUCUGUGUAGCACAGAGAUGGACUCACUGCUGAGACCGCACACAUGCCCCCAGUGUGGGAAACAGUUUGUGUGGGGCUCCCACCUUGCCAGGCAUCAGCAAACGCACACCGGGGAAAGGCCCUAUAGCUGCCUCAAGUGUGAAAAGAGCUUUGGGCGAAGACACCACCUGAUCCGGCACCAGAAAACCCACAUGCAUGACAAGCCCAGCAGGUGCUCUGAGUGUGGCAAGAGUUUCCGAUGCAGCUCCCAUCUGGCCAGCCACCAGAGGAUGCAUGCGGAAGGCAGGUCCUGCAAAGGCCAAGAAGCUGGAGAGAGCCCUGGGGCGAGGAGACGGCAGCACACCCCACCGGUGCCCAAGAGCCACGUGUGCACCGAGUGUGGGAAGAGCUUUGGCCGACGGCACCACCUGGUGAGACACUGGCUGACCCAUACUGGGGAGAAGCCCUUCCAGUGCCCUCGCUGUGAGAAGAGCUUUGGCCGGAAACAUCACCUGGACAGGCACCUGCUAACCCACCAGGGACAGAGUCUCAGGAGCAGCUGGGACAGAGGGACAUCUGUCUUCUGA